Molecule: messenger RNA, 2098 nt
Organism: Brassica napus (rape)
Lineage: Eukaryota; Viridiplantae; Streptophyta; Magnoliopsida; Brassicales; Brassicaceae
Product: F-box/kelch-repeat protein At4g19930-like
Exons: 1
Coding region: 181-1425 (414 amino acids)
Molecular function (GO): protein binding
Source: RefSeq, a predicted model, not a curated record
AGAAAAUGAAAGCAAAAUAAAAAGAUUUUAAUAUUGAAAAUUAGGUAUAUUUUUUUGUUCAUUAAAGAUAUCUCGCUAAUUUUUUUUAUCAAAGAUAAUAUAUCUCUAAUUAAACUCCCUAAUAAUUAAUUUAAAAGGUAUAAGUAGAAAACUGACUCCUCUCGCCAAUAUUAUAGUGAUAUGGCUUUUUCUUUUGACCUAGCCGUCGUGUUACAACGGGAUAGAAGUAGAACGAAGAGAAGAUCAAAGGACAUAUGCAAGAGCCAAGAACCCUCGCAGGAGAUUCCUUUUGAUCUCAUGAUUGAUAUUCUCACGAGACUCCCUCCUAAAUCACUUAUGAGGUUCAAAUCUGUCUCAAAGCUCUGGUCAUCCUUGAUUUGUUCCAAAUAUUUUUCCAACCUUUUUCGAAAAGUUUCAUCACCACGGCCGCGUCUAUACAUGUGGUUGGGCAUCGACAACAAGAAUGUAUUAGUAUCAUCGUCCUCUUCUCCUGACUUGGACGUUAGUACUAUGUUAUCCUUAGUAGUUGAUCAAGAUUUAACAAUCCCAGCGAUGGAAGGCUACUCCGUCUCUCAAAUUUUUCACGGUUUGAUGUGCUUUACCAAUGAGCAAAGUGCUCAAAUAUAUAAUACUACCACUAGACAGCUUGUUGUCUUACCCACCAUAGAAGAAUCUAGCAUCCUAGUUGAAAACGACAAGUCUAAGAGGACAAUGUACGGUAUCGGACACGAUUCUGUUCAUGAUCAAUAUAAAGUGUUUUGCACAGUUUCAAAACGUGGUGAGAGAGUUGGGAACUUAGUAACAUGGGUGUCAGAGCAUUGGGUCUUGCUACUAGGAGGACGAGAUGUAUCAAGUCGAUGGAGAAAUAUUCCAAGUAGCUGUCUACCACAUCGUCCUUUAACACAGUUUAAUACGGUCAAUAUCAAUGGCCGUAUGCUUUAUUACCUCGCUAGGACGCAUUUGUCUAAGUGUGUGCUUGUGAGUUUCGAUAUGAUUUCUGAAGAAAUCAGUGUACCCCAACUACCUGAGGAUCUUGUCUUUUGGCCGCGGCUGCCUAUUAUGAUUGACAUUGUAGAAUGGCAUGGAAGGGUAGCUUUUUUAGACUAUCCUGUUUUUGAAAACGAAGGUGAUGCUUUUGAAAACGAAUGUGUGAUGAAGGUAUGGGUUAUGGAAGAUGCAGAGACGAAUCUGUGGUCGAGUAAGACAUUAGUGUUUCAUCCUUCUCAGAUGCCUGUGGUCGUUAACUCGAGUUUGAUGCCACGAGGUACAAUUAGAGAAGGCGAGGUUAUCCUUGUACCUCAAAUUAUAAGGUAUUCUAAGCGAACUCUCAACAUUAGCAUCGACUCACAAGAAACAACUAGGUCCUAUGUUUUUCUUUACAACAUUCAAAAGAACCAUAUGAGAAGAGUUGGAAUCACAAAAUAAUCAACCCGUUAUGUAACAACAAAUUGGGAUGUUAUUGGAAUGGAUGAUGUUGAGAACUUGAUGUAUCUCUAAACGCUUGAGCGUUUUGGUUGUUGUUCUCCUUUUGUUUGGAAACAUUUUAUCUACUUUUGUUUCAAUGUUUUUUUUUUUUUUGGGUCUAUACAAAUCUUGAGUCGAUGCAUUUAGCGUACAUUUCACACCGUCAUUGCCCAUGUGCCACCUCAAUUCUCCAUGUCUGUUUAUGCUGUUGUUCAAAACCGAUUUGUACCCAGGAGGUGAUCCUAUCCCUUGGUGUCCAAGCACACCAUGGUCACAAAGUUAAAGAUAGCUAAGGGUCUGAGAGGAUCUACGAUAUGAGCUCAUGCAACUAUAGCAAUGCACACAAAUUUGUAGACAAAUAUCGGCAUUAUAUUCACGUCAAGUUUAUGGUCUAUUAUUUUCGGUAUAUGAUGAACAAUUACAUAUUUUAUACUUUCACAGGUGUUUUUAAUUGUCACACGCUAAGUGCAUCUUCUUUAAUUUACCUUCAGGGUUGAAGUUGUACUUGGUUAAAGAAACAUUGCGGAUGAUAGUUUUGAAUAUUUUUCGUCCCUAUGUUCACACCUCACAGUAUACAAAUCUUGGUCCAUAUGCUCAUCACUUUCCUUGGUCCUUCCCCAAAUGGGUUUAACAG